This is a messenger RNA of Lineus longissimus, 4791 nucleotides long. RefSeq lists its product as uncharacterized. NCBI's taxonomy places the organism in Eukaryota, Metazoa, Nemertea, Pilidiophora, Heteronemertea, Lineidae. Gene Ontology annotation, molecular function: aspartic-type endopeptidase activity; nucleic acid binding. Gene Ontology annotation, biological process: proteolysis. The record is from RefSeq and is a predicted model, not a curated record. The transcript has a single exon. Bases 1 to 4791 code for a protein of 1596 amino acids.
AUGCAGGCUGCUGUGCAGCGCAGAUCGGCCGCAAAAGGCUGCGUUACGAGGGCGAUCAAAAACCUCGAAAGAGCUCUGAAAGAACUCAAAGACAUUGGGCCAGGCGGCGCUGUCGAUGACGCGAUCUUCGAGGAGGGCCUUUCAGAGUUAGAUUUACGGUUGGCUUCGUUCAGGAAGGCACAGAGCGACGUUGAAGCUCAUUGUCCGAAUGAGGAAGAACUGUUAAAUUGUAUCGACGAAGCUGGUACAUUUUUGGAUAGGAUCAGUGUGAUCCGAAUUGAGACUCUCCGUGUCAGGAAAGGUGUCCAGACAGGCAGUGCUGUUGGCGCUGUCAGCAAGACUGACGUGGAGGAUGACUGGGACUCACGAAGUCAUGAUUCCGAUAACAGCCACAAUGCAUCAAAGCUUGUGAGGUUGCCUAAGAUUGAACUGCCCAAAUUCAAGGGCGACGUUACACAAUGGCAGUCCUUCUGGGACAAGUUUAACGCCUUGGUUGACAAGACGGACAUUCCUGUAAUCAGUAAGUUUACGUAUUUGGAUUCGCUUUUGGAAGGCGAGGCCAAGGCGGCCAUCGCUGGACUUUCAAUCACAAAUUCACAUUACGACGAUGCCCGCCAAAUACUGGAAGACAGGUACGGGAGACGGGAAAAAAUCGCGUUUGCCCACAUUCAGGGACUGUUACGAAUGAGCACUAGGCCAAACGCUGGGACCAAGUGUCGUGCGGGCCAAUUAUCAAAAUUGUACGACGAAGUGCAGGCCCAUGUCCGCAGUUUGGAGGCUUUGGACAUUACUGGCGAACAGUAUGGGGUGUUUUUGACACCAGUAGUACUCUCUUGCCUCCCAAGCGAGGUACGCUUGGAGUGGGCAAGAGAUGGAGAAGGUCAUGAAGAUGAUCUUGACUUUCUUUUGGACUUUCUGAAAACCGAUAUACGCCGGAGGGACACUGCAGAUUCCUUUAAGGAAAUUGGAAAGUCAAACACCGAGGAGAAAACGUUUGAAGCUCCUGUAGCAACGAUCGCCGCUUUGCAGUUGUCCAGCAAGAACGGGUGCGGACAUUGUAAAAAACCAUCGCAUCCAGCGCACAAGUGCUGGGAAAUAACGAGAUGUGGUUCUGUUUCUGAGCGAAAGGAGAAAGUACGCAAUUCGAAACUUUGCUUCAAAUGCUUGGGGAGUCACUUCGCCCGUCAGUGUAACGAAAAAUGUUCAAAAUGUGGAGCUGGACACCACCAUCUGCUGUGUGAAAAACAAGGAUCGAGGAAUUCAACUUCAAGGCCGAGGAAUGCUGCCACUACCGAACGCUCUUCUGGCGCUGAAAAUGGAACUUCUAACGUUGGCAAUGUGUCACAAUCUGCGCGCGCUGAUAAUGUGUCAGGUUCAUUCGUGUCGAAUUCUAGCGCCAAUAAUGUGCACGGUCAAUUUGUGUCAAAUUCUAGUUUGUCAAAUUCAACAGGAGAUUUGCGCACGAUUCUUCCAUUGGCAACUGUGCGGGUUCGUGGCAGCCAAGGGUAUACUGAUGCCACCCUACUGUUUGACAGCGGGUCAGAUCGUUCGUAUGUCUCCAGUUCGCUGGUGAAACGAGUUAAGCCAGAAUGGGUAUCGUCAGAGCCGAUCUGUUUUGCGGCUUUUGGGGGUGGGACUUCGGCCAAGGGUCAACUGCAUAACGUCUACAAUCUAGAGUUGUCCAAUGCUGCAAAAGGUGCAGUACAUGUUGAAACCAUAAAUGCUGUGGAGGUCCCCUUGAUUUGUACCCCAUUACAAAGGCCCCAGGUUCCUCAAAGCGUGUUAAAUUCAUUUGGUGAGGGUGUCGAGUUUCAUGGUGUUGAGGCAGGGCAACGAUCCAUUGAUAUUCUAAUAGGGAUUGACACCUAUUGGGAUUUCAUGAAACCUGGCCUCAAAAGACACCCAGAGGGUCCGGUGGCUCAAGAAACCAUCUUUGGGUGGGUUUUAUCUGGUUGCUUAAAAAACCCUAAAGUACCCAAGUCAUUGACCCCAAACUCGCGUAACCUUUCUCAUCAGCUUCUUUGUUUAGAUUCUCAUUCUCAAGGUGUCACAGACCAGACGGUGAGAAGUUUUUGGGAGCUGGAAUCCAUUAGGAUAAUGAAGAAGGAGACCGUGCCUCCGGAUCCGGUACAUGUAAGGUUUAAAGAAUCUAUAAGGUUUGUACGGGGUAGGUACGAAGUAGCUCUUCCAUGGAGGAGUGAUUUUAGGCCGGGCGUGCUGCUAAACAACGAGAUGUUGGCUAGGAAGCGCCUAGCCUAUUUGUCGCGUAGACUAGGCAGGGAUCAUAACCUCCAGGACCAGUAUGAUGCUGUCUUUCAUAACUAUGAAAACCUUGGCAUCAUUGAGGAAGUAAAAGAGGAGGAAGGCAGUGGUCCAGUAUUCUACUUACCACACCGUCCUGUAGUCAGGGAGACUAGCCUGAGCUCAAAGGUUAGGCCCGUAUUUGAUGCCUCAGCAACAGGAUACAACCAGGUAUCACCCAACGACUGCAUGGAAACUGGGCCAUCACUGAUGCCCAGUCUUAUAGAAAUUUUGAUUAGAUUCCGUAGGUGGCAGGUGGCGCUUACUGCUGAUGUUUCUAAAGCCUUCCUGCAGAUUGGUGUUCGGGAGCAGGACCAGUCAGUGCAUAGAUUCCUGUGGGAUUGUAAUGGCACUGUUCGGACGAUGAAGUUUCUACGGGUACCCUUUGGUAACAAAAGCAGUCCCUUCUUGCUCAACGCUACCAUAAAACACCAUCUAGCUACUUACCCUCUUUCUUUGGCUAGAGAAGAGUUGGAGGAGAAUCUCUUUGUUGAUGAUUGGCUCACUGGAGCAGACACAGAUGAUGACAGCUGUGAUCUGUUUGAUAAUGGAUCCCAGAUAUUUGACAAGGCCGGAAUGACAUUGGCAAAAUGUCAUUCUAACAGUCGAGUUUUGGUCGAUAAGUUCAGCCAAGACCUUGGAUCAAAGCACCUACAGGAUGACUCAGUCAAGGUGUUAGGCAUGAAAUGGUUUGCCUUAGAGGAUUGUUUCUCAUUUGAUGGAGUAGAGACGCCCUCUAUUUCUGAGUUGUUUUGUUCAAAGCGUACAGUUCUCAGUUUCACUUCCAGACUUUUCGACCCGCUGGGAUUCCUUAGCCCCUUCGUGAUGCUUGCCAAAAUCCUGUUCCAAGAGGUUUGGACUCUCGGGUUAGGUUGGGAUGAGGCCCUUCCUGAUGAAAUGCGUGAUAGGUUUGUAUCAUGGGUAAGUGGUAUUGUGACACUGCAGAGUUGGAGAAUUCCACGUUGUUUCUUCCCUGGCACAACUUGGAAGGAAAGUGUAAACAAACUGGAGUUACACGUGUUCAGUGACGCCUCAAUGAAGGCCUAUGGGGCCAAUGUCUAUGUGAGACUCCCAGAUGGACAUGGUGGUUACAAGGUGUCUCUGGUUACUUCAAAGGGUAAAGUAUCCCCAUUGAAAAAGGUCACCCUGCCUAGACUAGAAUUGUUAGGCGCUCUCUUGGCUGCAAGGCUGUUGAACUUUGUUGCUAAAGCAUUAAAGUUAGAUCUUCAGAAGACAGUGUACUACUGUUGGUCAGAUUCUACCAUUGUUCUUGCCUGGAUAAGGACUAAUGCAUCCAAGUUUAAGGCCUUCGUGGGGAAUCGGGUCUCUGAAAUACAAGAGCUUACAGACCCCUCUCAUUGGUCUCACGUCGAAAGCGCAGAUAAUCCUGCAGAUUUGGUCUCUCGGGGAUUGUUAGCCAAGGAUUUGAUAACUAGCAAGUUAUGGCUGGAGGGUCCUUCUUGGCUCUCCAAGGAUCUUGUUCUUUCAGAUGACAAAGUGAAGCAUCCAUUGGAGGCUGGUAUACCAGAAGAAAUGGUAUCGACCUGUUUGGUAGUUGGAUCCUCUCCUCCAGAUUUUGCCAUUCCUGUUGAGAGAUGGAGUUCAUUCGAGAAGACACUGCGUAUCACAGGUUAUGUCCUCAGGUUUAUUGAAAAUCUGAGAUUGCAUACAGUAGGUCAAUCCAAGGUGGGUCCUCUCUCUGUGGAUGAAUUGACUGUGGCCAAGGACAAGUUGUUUCAAUGUUUGCAACAGCAUACUUAUGCUCCUGAGUUUGCAGCUUUGGAAAAGGGAGGAUGUAUUCCAAAGUCCUCAAGCAUUGCUCAGUUGUCCCCUUUCUUGAGUGAGGAUGGUUAUCUCAGGAUCCAAGGGAGGCUUCAGUUGUCGAGUCUGUCGUAUCUGGAGAAGCAUCCUAUCAUAUUGCCCACCCAUCAUCUUACCAAGAUUAUGGUUAGGGGUAGACAUGUCUUCCUAAAACAUGCUGGGGUAGGCUCUCUCUUAUCCAAUGUCAGGACUUGUUAUUGGAUUGUUGGGGCCCGAAGAUUGGUAAAAGAGGUCAAAAGGGAAUGUGUCCCUUGUCAGCGAUUUGAUGCAGCAGCGUGUAACCGUCCUGUUGCUCCCCUACCAGCCCUCCGAGUCAAGGAGGCACCUCCAUUUACUGUCACAGGUUUGGAUUAUUUUGGGCCUCUCUACUGUAGUGAUCAGCCUGGGAAGAAAAAGUAUGUUCUUCUCUGUACUUGUGCAGUAGUGAGAGCAUUGCAUUUGGAGCUCACCGACUCAAUGUCGCUACAAGAUUUCUUGCUAGCCAUUCGCAAGUUUGCUGCGAGGCGUGGAUUGCCAUCUGUUAUAUUCUCAGAUAACGCGAAAACUUUCCUGGCUGCUAAGUACAAGCUACGGGAGGUCUACGUCAUCUCUGUCCCAAAUGGAGAUUCAUUGUUGCCCGCUCCCCCUGGUGGGGGGGGGGUUGGUGGGAACGCCUUGUACGCUCUGUAA